Messenger RNA from Salvelinus sp. IW2-2015, 3113 nucleotides. Lineage: Eukaryota; Metazoa; Chordata; Actinopteri; Salmoniformes; Salmonidae. The record is from RefSeq and is a predicted model, not a curated record.
CAUCCCGGCCACAGGUUGCGUGAGCGCCAAACCUCUGCCCAAAGUCCAUUACUUUAGUUAGCUUAGCCAUCUUGCUAGCAAGAUAGCCGGACUAGUACAAUGCAUGGGCGUAGGCCGUUCAGCUAUACAGAUCAGUGGGAAAGGCUAUUUAGGAAAAUGGCGCGUUAGCAGCUAGUUAGCUAUGUACCACUUGAUCUCCUGAUUGUAACUAGUUACACUGCACUGCCCAUACCCACAGAAACGUUGCGAGGAGAAAAACUGAGUGCAAACUUGCUGUACAUUACUUUUAACUAGUACGUUAGUUAGCUAGCUAACGCAGCGUUUCUGUGGAUAUGGGCAAUGUAGUGCACUAGUUACAGCCAGGAGACCAGGUGUAACGAUAGCUAGCUACUAGUUAAAAGUUAUGCAAAGCAAGUUUUCAGUCAGGUUUUUCUCCUCGCCUUUUAAAUGUGUAGGGACCAAGUAGGAAAGAURGCUAGCUAGUAACCGUGGGUUUCAAUGAGCCCCAUGCAGUGCCCCCCUUUCUAACUAUGACAGAAUAACUGAAUAACACGUUGGAGGUUUAAAUUAAACCAUACAGCCAUUGGCUGAAACUGAGAGGCAACUGAACUGAAUCUGUUUAUAGGCAUGGUCUGCCCUGAGAGCAUCUUAUCCAUAUUCUACCUUGUCCUAUCUGUCCUCCUGUAUUAGGUUACACUGGGAGAGGAGUCAGGAUGGCACAAACCGAGGUGACGACAGUCUCCAUGGGGGACUUGAUGGUGAUGAGGGCUGCUGAGGAAGAUGAUGGUGAUGACAAUGAAAGCAAGACACAGGUCAUCCUCCAGCUACAACCAAUCACAGCAAGUAUGGAUGAGUCGGGAGAGGCAGACACAGCUGUUGUGGCUGUGGAGUCACACCCAGAAACAACAGUUGACGGGGAGGACGUAGAGUUGGGCUAUCCCAUCACAUGUGGAGAGUGUAAAGCUGUGCUACUGGUCAAGAAGUUUGUCUGUCCUGGAAUAAACGUAAAAUGUGUCAAGUAUGAAGACCAGCUGAUCAGUCCCAAGCAGUUUGUCCACAUGUCUGGGAAGGCUACACUGAAAGACUGGAAGAGAGCUAUCCGGAUGAGCGGGGUCAUGCUCAGGAAGAUGAUGGACUCGGGGCAGCUAGACUUCUAUGAACACAGCACUCUGUGCACCAACACGUGUCGAAGCACCAAGUUUGACCUGCUGAUCAACAACACGCGCUUCCCCCCUGACGGCAGCGGCCUCACCACACCCACCUCCUCACAAGCCCAGGUGGUGAUUGGUAAUGGUGGCCAGGUUGCCAUGACAACAGAGGAGAGGUCAGAGGUUCUGACCGGAACAGUGGAUUGGAGUUCUGGGGCCGUAGCAGUGGAGACAACAGAGAAGAAGGAAACCAGUGAGAUAUCAGAGGAGACGUUGAACUUCUGGAGAGGCAUAGCUGAUGUAGGCCUGAUGGGGGAGGUGGUGGACAACAUCAGGACAGAGCUGCUGGAGAUGCUGAGAGGAGUGCAGUUACGCAGCGAGCAGGCUGCCAUGCAGGACGCAGAUUCCUGUCUGGUAGAGGUGGCAGUGUUGAGUAACCUGGCCCAGGUGUUCGGCCUGCUGGACUCGGUCAAACACAUCCUGAGCGUAAGGAGAGAACAGACUGACCCUGGAGAGGAGCAGGUCAUUAGCACACUGACCAACCUGGAGAUGCAGCUGGAGGAACAGAGACGACAGCAGCACGUCAGAGCUCAGCUCUGCCACCCUCAGCCACUCAACAACAUCAGCCACAUCCCAGGAGGCAAACCCACCAAGCCCAAGGCCAAACGCCCCCGUCUGCAGCGGCCAGCCUCCACCACCACCCUCCUCACCUCCUCCCUCUCCCAGCCCCAGACAGCCACCCUGCAGCCCCAGCAGUUCACUAUCCUCUCCCCCAUUUCAUUCUCCUCCAUGGGCCAGCCCUUCUCCCUGUCAGGCCUCCCAAUGGCCACGCUGGGUCAACAGAACAACACGGUAACCCUUCACACUCUGCCCGCCGGCGCUCAGACCUUCACCCGAUACAUCACCACCAUGGUGGGGGCCGACGGCAAGACGGAGACCCUGACGCUGCACCCUUCCCAGGGGCUGACGCUAGUGGGCACCACCCUCCAGGACCCCAGUCAGCUGGGAGGAACCAUGAUGAGUCCCAUGGAGCUGGUCCAACUCACCCAGGGAGGGGUGACCGACGGUGGGGAGAUGAUGGUGGAGCAGCCCAUGGGCCAGGUUGUGGAGAUGGGGAUGGUACAGGAGGGAUUGGUGGAGGGGGUUGAGGACAAGAGCCAGGCACACACCACCGUGAUUGAGAUCGACCCCACGCCGGGCGACCAUGACCAGACCAUGGGGGCGGUGAUGGAGCUACAGCUGGCCCAAGAAGGAGAGGCCGAGGCUGGGGAGGAGGGCUCUGCCGUAGUGGUCCAUACUGGGAUGGAGGUGACCAUGGUCUCGGAGGGGGUUGAGGGAGGGGAGGAGAUGGUGAUGCAGGGAGAGUCGGAAGAUGCCCAGGGGGAUGUGCUUGAGGCUGGGCAGCAGAGCCAGGUAGAGGGUGUACAGCUGGAUGCUAAUGGGCAGAUCUCAGGCCUAAGGAUAAUGGUGAUCGAGUAGGAGACUCAGGAAGAGGACAAGGACAAAUGAUCCAGCUCAGCUCUGCAGACAAAGACAAUACCCUAUCCUUCCCCUGGAGCCAUGUGAGACAGUAGGGAUGGACUAGCCUGGUCCCAGAUCUGUUUGUGCUGUCUUGCCAUCUUGCUGUGACAAUUAUCGUAGGAGCUGGCAAGAUGGCACAAACAGAUCUGAGACCAGGGAUAUGAACUCAUGGACAGAACAUAAAAGAGAAUACGCAGGCAGACUUGUGGUGUGAUCAAGUGUGUGGAGUGUACACCGAACGCUGCCAAAGACCUAGCCUUUUUAGUGUAGCUGUGGUCCUUAGCAGCUAGGCCAAGGUGUCCCUUAUUUUCAUUGUUGUUUCGUUAGUUUUUAUUAAAACAAAAUUACAACAUAGCCAGGCACCGUAUCUUAUAUUGUUUGUUUUUGUAACGCAUUUGUAUGACUUCAACUUGAAGAAGACACCCAAAUACAAUUUUCAGAAGA